Molecule: messenger RNA, 1735 nt
Organism: Sipha flava (yellow sugarcane aphid)
Lineage: Eukaryota; Metazoa; Arthropoda; Insecta; Hemiptera; Aphididae
Product: cytochrome P450 4C1-like
Exons: 14
Coding region: 86-1735 (549 amino acids)
Molecular function (GO): iron ion binding; oxidoreductase activity, acting on paired donors, with incorporation or reduction of molecular oxygen; monooxygenase activity
Source: RefSeq, a predicted model, not a curated record
UUCUUAUACCGGCAUGUUGUUACCUAUCUUGACAUGGCGUUAACUCCUGUUUGAGAAAUGGUGUUGACAGUUAACUUCUAGUUUCAUGCUUUUCGAUCGUGCUGCGGUACUCGUUGCUGUUACUGCUGACAUCAAAAUGUUCGGACAAACCAGUAUCAUUCGCAACUUGCCGGCGUACGCCUUGCCGGUGACGAAAAGCGAACUGUACGUUUACGCGUCCGUCGCAUUAUUUGUCGUCAUCUGGUGCCGCAUGCGAUGGCAGUUCAGACACUUUUACCGGCUCGCUGACAAGAUCAAGGGUCCGCCAUCGUAUCCGCUGAACGGGUCACUUUACGAUUUGAGCACGACCCCCGAACAGAUGAUGUACAAUUUCAAAAAGUCGGCUGAAAAUUACGACUACGAGCCCGUAAAAUUGUGGAUUGGUCCAUUUCUUUUCGUCGGUGUUUAUAAGCCAGAGGACGUGCAAAUCGUUUUGAACAGUUCCAAAGCACUGGAAAAGGGCAUUAUAUACCACAUCAUAAGACAUGCAGUCGGCGAGGGCAUAUUUACCGCUCCUAUAGAAAAAUGGAGGAAACACCGACGCAUCAUUGCCACGAUUUUCAGCUCCAAAUUCUUGGACCAACUGUAUCCGAUAUUCAACGAAAACAACAGAAAGUUAGUAGACGACCUCGCGAAUCAUGUCGGUGAAACUCAACCGUUUGACAUCUGGGAUUCUAUAAUAUCGUGUAACCUGAACAACGUGAGCCAAGCUGCGAUGGGCUACAACCUGAACGACAGACGUACGUUGUCCGAGUUCGUGCUCGCCAUGAAGAAAGUUUCAGAAUUGAGCAAGUACAUCAUGAAGCCGUGGCUGUAUAUCGAUCAGAUAUUUUCCAUUUACACGUACUUCAACGGUUUGAAGGUUUACAUGAACCAGUUGGACAGGGUCUCGCUGCAAAUAAUAAGGGACAAAAAGCUCGAGUUCAAGACGUCCGAGUCGCAGCGGUCAGAUGACAAGUCUAGCGGAAACGUCGCCGAUGACUACAAAACAUCUACGAAAGUGUUCUUGGACAAGCUACUCAAGUUGAAUAGCGAAGGAGCUGAUUUCACGGAUGAAGAUCUGAAGGACGAGGUCAUAACGAUGGCAGUUGCGGGAAGCGAUACCAGUGCCAUUAGUGAAUGUUUUUGUGUUCUGUUACUCGGUAUGCACCAAGACGUCCAGGACAAAGUGUAUGAUGAGAUCUACAGCGUACUGGGAGACAGCGAUCGCGACGUUACUCCCGACGACAUUUAUAGGUUUAAAUAUUUGGAGAUGGUUUUAAAAGAAACACUUCGGCUGUUCCCACCAGGAGCGAUUUUUUCGAGAAUAAUUAACGAAAACGUAAAACUCACGAAUUGCGAACUGCCCAAGGGCUCCAACGUGUUCGUGGCGCCGUACGUCACACACCGUUGUCCGAAGCUGUACCCCAAUCCGGAUUCAUUUAAUCCGGAAAACUUUAGUCCCGAGAACGAGUCCAGCCGACACAAGUUUAGCUUUUUGGCGUUCAGCGGCGGUCCAAGAGGAUGUCUAGGUGUCAAGUAUGCGAUGAUAUCGAUGAAACUGAUGAUGGUGGCGUUAUUACGUCGGUACAGCGUGCACACGGACAGCAAAUUGUCGGAUAUAAAGUUGAAAAUUGACUUGUUGGCGAAAAAAGCGGACGGCUACCCGAUCACGAUCCGGCCGAGGAACAGGAUACCACGCGAUAUUGUAGUUUGA